AUGGCCUUCGACUGCUACUGCGCCAUCUGCGGCGUGGGCUUCUCUGGAAUGCGCAUUGGCUCGCCCUCCGAUGCCACCGCCGCGCGCCGACAGCAGUAUGUCGAGAGCAUCUCUCGCUCGCUGGACGCGAGACAUAGCCCUUUAGCUCCCCAAGAUGAGUCGAUAUACAGCUACGACCCGCGCUUGGUCGAUCGGGGCAGUGUCGCCUGGACGUCUGAGGUGCACUGUCUCGGGGUGCACGAUGUCCAGGGCAAGACCAAAGCGUUCAUUUCCGGGCCUGGAUACUACGCAGAUGCCGGCGAGCUGGCUGUCAAGAUGGGACAGCGUGCAAGGCGAACAUACUUCAACUGCUACGGCUUUGGGACAGACGACGCCCCUGGCCCAGUGGUGCCCUUCCACUGGUGCUGUUUCGAGAUCCUCCUCCGCUCUCUGACCGGCUCUGAUGAUCCUAAAAACGCCAAUCUGGACGUCCUGUACGAUGCCAUGAUGAGCCUGUGCAACGUAUCGGGGUCUGCGCUGCGCCUUGCAUACGGCGACCAUGUUGCGCAUGCUCAAGGGCAGUACUGGCAGUGUCUCCCGGGGGCAGAGUACUCCGUGCGGCAUCCUACAGACACAGCCAGCUUUGACGAGCUCGCGCGGAGGCAGAUCAAGACCACAAGCAGACUCCACGCACCUCCAAAGCACUUUGAUAUCGGCAGUCGACAGCCCAGAAACCCAUUCGGCGCGCUGCCUGCUGAGCUGGUCUACCAAAUCUGCUCCUUUCUUCCAGGCCAGUCGCUCAAGUCUCUCAUCCAGGCCUCUGCCUUCGUCCACCUCCUCACCCAAGACGACUACUUCUGGAGAUGCUUCAUUCAGUCGGACAUGCCGUGGCUCUGGGAGAAGCAGGUGUUGCGCCAGUCAGAUACGGACCUGAACCACAAGCAGGUCUAUAUCUGGCUGGAUGCAAUCACCGCUCCAAAGCACGGCCUGGAAGACGCGGCCUUGAUGGGCAUUGCCAACCGUCGACGCAUCUGGAAUGCUUGCGACGAGCUGUCUCGGAACUACAAGGCAUUGUCCGUCAAUCGAGUAACUUGCCCAUAA
Molecule: messenger RNA, 1080 nt
Organism: Aspergillus versicolor CBS 583.65
Lineage: Eukaryota; Fungi; Ascomycota; Eurotiomycetes; Eurotiales; Aspergillaceae
Exons: 5
Coding region: 1-1080 (359 amino acids)
Molecular function (GO): protein binding
Source: RefSeq, a predicted model, not a curated record